Molecule: messenger RNA, 7052 nt
Organism: Balaenoptera musculus (blue whale)
Lineage: Eukaryota; Metazoa; Chordata; Mammalia; Artiodactyla; Balaenopteridae
Gene: INO80
Product: INO80 complex ATPase subunit
Exons: 35
Coding region: 871-5673 (1600 amino acids)
Biological process (GO): DNA repair; DNA-templated transcription; chromatin remodeling
Cellular component (GO): Ino80 complex; nucleus
Molecular function (GO): ATP hydrolysis activity; histone binding; ATP binding
Source: RefSeq, a predicted model, not a curated record
CUUUUACAAGUAAUUUACUAUUUAUUGAGCACUCACUGUAUAUGUCAGAUGGUGGGCUAAUUGCUCUGUGUUGUCCCAUUAUUUAAUCUUGGCUCAACCCCUUAACUCUUUAAAAAUAACCAGUUAUAAGGUAGAAGAUGUUACAUGAAAGACAGUUGGGGGGAAGGUUGUUACACUGAUUGAUUCUAUAGUGAAGACGUUUUGAGUCUAACAUUGUCCUUAACAACAUAAGGUAGCAAAGAGAAUGCUCAGGUUUCUCACCCUCACUUUUACUCUUUGCUCCAGUUUUCUGAAUCAUCUCUAAAUCUUUUUACUUUAUGACAUGUUUAUAAGGGAUUGUAAAAUACUCUGCCAGUAUAUCUAUUCCCUUGUAAGUGGACUACCUCACACAUAUGUAUGAAUGUAAAUACAAAGUGAAAAAGGGAGCAGCUGUUUUGAAGGGUGAUGCUGAGAACAUGUGCUCCUCUAUGAGGUGUACAGCAGUGAACUUGUGGUACAGAUUUGGAUAGUUGUGAGUAAUUAUUAAUUGUAAGAUGAAAGAGAAUUGAGUAUAAAUUUUAAGGCACUGCUUCAGAAAAGUAUCAUGAAUUUUCAUUGUGACAGGUGACAGUAUUUCUAUAGUUUGGUGUUUUUCUCAUCCUUUUAACUUCUGCAUUUGCAUUAGGAGGCAGUGCCUAACAAGAGCUUUAUCAUGGUCUUUCUAUAGACUGCUGUAUUCUCUUCUUGUGUCUAGAAGGUCUGAUUUCUCUUCACAUUGAUAGCAAGCAGGCAAAAUAAAGGGAGAAUGAAUAGCGUUUCAUCUUUCACUACUCAUCUCCAUUCUGCAGCCGUGCAGUCGGAAACCCUUGUGCAUGAAGACAGAUUUGUUCUAUGGCCUCGGAGUUGGGUGCCGGGGACGAUGGCGGCUUCACUGAGCUGGCAAAGCCCCUCUAUCUUCAGUACCUGGAGAGGGCCCUCCGGUUGGACCAUUUCCUGCGACAAACAUCAGCCAUCUUCAACAGGAAUAUUUCUAGUCAGCUUAAUCAAAGGAUCAAUUUCUUCUGUAAAGUGUUCAGUCUACUAACCAUAAAUUAUAAUAUUUCGCUGGGUCAGCUGUUAUUGUGGAUUCACCAUUCUUCAAUUUAUAGUGAUGAAAGUGAAGAUGGACUGGAUGACAAUAAUCCUUUAUUACCCCAAUCUGGGGAUCCCUUGAUACAAGUUAAGGAAGAACCUCCAAAUUCAUUGCUUGGUGAGACUUCUGGAGCAAGUAGUUCUGGAAUGUUAAACACAUACUCAUUGAAUGGAGUUCUACAGUCAGAAACAAAAUCUGACAAAGGGAAUUUAUAUAACUUCUCUAAGUUGAAGAAAAGCAGAAAGUGGCUAAAGAGCAUUCUGCUAAGCGAUGAAUCCAGUGAGGCAGAUUCUCAGAGUGAAGACAAUGAUGAAGAAGAAGAAGAAGAAGAAGAACUCAAUCUCAGCAGAGAAGAACUUCAUAAUAUGUUGCGACUGCACAAAUACAAGAAACUUCACCAGAAUAAGUAUAGUAAAGACAAGGAGUUGCAGCAAUACCAAUACUACAGUGCAGGCCUGCUCUCCACAUAUGACCCUUUCUAUGAGCAACAACGGCACCUUCUUGGACCCAAAAAAAAGAAAUUCAAGGAAGAAAAGAAACUUAAAGCUAAGUUGAAAAAAGUGAAGAAGAAAAGGCGAAGAGAUGAAGAACUUUCCUCUGAAGAAUCCCCUCGUCGCCACCACCACCAGACCAAAGUGUUUGCCAAGUUCUCUCAUGAUGCACCUCCUCCUGGCACCAAGAAGAAGCACUUAUCCAUUGAGCAGCUCAAUGCUCGUCGCAGGAAAGUAUGGCUCAGCAUUGUGAAAAAGGAACUACCAAAGGCCAACAAGCAGAAAGCUUCAGCUCGUAACCUGUUUCUCACCAAUAGCCGCAAGCUCGCCCACCAAUGCAUGAAGGAGGUGCGUCGAGCCGCCUUGCAGGCCCAGAAAAACUGUAAGGAGACCUUACCUCGUGCUCGCCGCCUCACCAAGGAAAUGCUUCUAUACUGGAAGAAGUAUGAGAAGGUGGAGAAGGAACACCGCAAACGUGCAGAGAAGGAAGCCUUGGAGCAGCGGAAGUUGGAUGAAGAAAUGCGGGAGGCCAAGAGGCAGCAGCGAAAACUGAACUUCCUCAUCACCCAGACAGAGUUGUAUGCCCAUUUCAUGAGUCGCAAACGAGACAUGGGUCACGAUGGGAUCCAGGAAGAAAUCUUAAGGAAACUGGAAGAUAGUUCUACACAGAGACAAAUUGACAUUGGCGGAGGGGUGGUAGUUAACAUCACACAGGAGGAUUAUGAUAGUAACCAUUUCAAAGCCCAGGCCCUGAAGAAUGCUGAAAAUGCUUACCAUAUUCAUCAGGCUCGGACAAGGUCAUUCGAUGAAGAUGCAAAAGAAAGUCGAGCAGCUGCCCUACGGGCAGCAAACAAGUCUGGCACUGGUUUUGGGGAGAGUUAUAGCCUGGCAAACCCAUCUAUCCGGGCUGGUGAGGAUAUUCCACAGCCUACAAUUUUUAAUGGCAAAUUAAAAGGUUAUCAGCUGAAAGGCAUGAAUUGGUUGGCAAAUCUCUAUGAACAGGGUAUUAAUGGCAUUCUUGCCGAUGAAAUGGGACUUGGUAAGACAGUACAGAGCAUUGCCCUCCUUGCCCAUCUGGCUGAGAGAGAGAACAUUUGGGGACCUUUCUUAAUAAUUUCACCUGCUUCUACACUUAACAAUUGGCACCAGGAGUUUACUAGAUUUGUUCCUAAAUUUAAGGUGCUACCAUAUUGGGGAAAUCCUCAUGAUAGAAAAGUUAUCAGGAGGUUCUGGAGUCAGAAGACCCUCUACACUCAGGAUGCCCCCUUCCAUGUGGUUAUCACCAGUUACCAGCUGGUGGUGCAGGAUGUAAAGUAUUUCCAGCGAGUCAAGUGGCAGUACAUGGUAUUGGAUGAGGCUCAGGCGCUCAAGAGUAGUUCCAGUGUUCGUUGGAAGAUACUCUUGCAGUUUCAGUGUCGGAAUCGGCUUUUGCUAACUGGGACCCCCAUUCAGAACACCAUGGCAGAGCUCUGGGCUCUGCUGCAUUUCAUUAUGCCAACAUUAUUUGAUUCACAUGAGGAAUUUAAUGAAUGGUUUUCCAAGGACAUUGAGAGCCACGCCGAAAACAAAUCUGCCAUAGAUGAGAAUCAACUCUCUCGCUUACACAUGAUCUUGAAGCCAUUUAUGCUGAGGAGAAUCAAGAAAGAUGUGGAAAAUGAAUUGUCUGACAAGAUUGAGAUUCUAAUGUAUUGCCAACUGACCAGCCGACAGAAGCUGCUAUAUCAGGCACUAAAGAACAAAAUUUCCAUUGAAGAUUUAUUGCAGUCUUCUAUGGGCUCUACCCAGCAAGCACAGACAACCACCAGCAGCCUCAUGAAUCUGGUCAUGCAGUUUAGGAAGGUGUGUAAUCACCCAGAGUUAUUUGAACGACAAGAAACUUGGUCUCCAUUUCAUAUUUCCCUAAAGCCAUACCAGAUUUCAAAGUUUAUCUACCGUCAUGGACAGAUCAGGGUCUUCAACCAUUCACGAGACAGGUGGUUAAGGGUUCUUCUUUCUCCAUUUGCACCGGACUAUAUCCAGCAGUCUCUGUUUCACAGAAAAGGUGUUAAUGAAGAAAGCUGUUUUUCUUUCCUUCGCUUUAUUGAUGUAUCUCCAGCUGAAAUGGCAAACCUCAUGCUUCAGGGACUUUUGGCCAGAUGGUUAGCUCUUUUCCUGUCUCUGAAAGCCUCCUACAGGCUCCAUCAGCUGCGCUCCUGGGGAGAGCCAGAAGGGGAGAGCCAGCAGAAAUAUCUGAGAAACAAGGAUUUCCUUCUUGGGGUUAAUUUUCCACUCUCCUUUCCCAACCUUUCCAGCUGCCCUUUGUUAAAGUCUCUGGUUUUCAGCAGCCACUGUAAAGCAGUGAGUGGCUACUCAGACCAGGUCAUCCAUCAGCGGAGAUCAGCUACCUCCUCGCUUCGUUGCUGCCUGCUCACUGAGCUGCCAUCUUUCUUGUGUGUGGCCAGUCCACGAGUCACCGCAGUGCCAUUGGAUUCUUACUGCAAUGACAGAAGUGCAGAAUAUGAGCGGCGAGUGCUGAAGGAAGGAGGGAGUCUGGCAGCCAAGCAGUGUUUGUUGAAUGGGGCCCCUGAACUGGCGGCAGACUGGCUAAAUCGACGGUCCCAGUUCUUUCCAGAACCAGCUGGAGGACUGUGGAGCAUUAGGCCUCAGAAUGGCUGGUCUUUCAUCAGGAUUCCAGGCAAGGAGAGCCUCAUCACUGACAGUGGAAAGCUGUAUGCCCUUGACGUCCUGUUGACUCGGCUCAAGUCUCAAGGACAUAGGGUCCUUAUCUACUCCCAGAUGACCAGGAUGAUAGACCUGCUGGAGGAAUAUGUGGUUUACAGGAAGCAUACCUACAUGAGGCUUGAUGGCUCAUCCAAGAUCUCAGAGAGGCGGGACAUGGUUGCUGAUUUUCAGACCAGGAAUGACAUUUUUGUGUUCCUGCUAAGUACACGAGCUGGAGGACUGGGUAUCAAUCUGACUGCGGCAGAUACAGUGAUUUUUUAUGAUAGCGAUUGGAACCCCACUGUGGACCAGCAGGCCAUGGACAGGGCCCACCGCUUGGGGCAGACAAAGCAGGUUACCGUGUACCGACUCAUCUGUAAGGGCACCAUUGAAGAACGCAUUCUGCAGCGAGCCAAGGAGAAGAGUGAGAUUCAGCGGAUGGUGAUUUCUGGUGGAAACUUCAAACCAGAUACCUUGAAACCCAAAGAGGUGGUUAGCCUUCUUCUAGACGAUGAAGAAUUGGAGAAGAAAUUGAGACUCCGACAAGAAGAGAAACGGCAGCAGGAGGAAACCAACCGAGUUAAAGAGCGCAAGCGCAAGCGGGAAAAAUACGCAGAGAAGAAGAAAAAGGAAGAUGAAUUGGAUGGGAAAAGGAGAAAGGAGGGUGUGAACCUAGUGAUCCCAUUUGUUCCUUCGGCUGAUAACUCCAACCUCUCUGCAGACGGGGAUGACUCCUUCAUUAGUGUGGACUCAGCCAUGCCCAGCCCUUUCAGUGAGAUCUCCAUCAGCAGUGAGCUGCACACCGGCUCUAUUCCCCCCGACGAGAGCAGCAGUGACAUGCUGGUCAUUGUGGAUGACCCAGCCUCCUCAGCCCCUCAGUCUCGAGCCACCAACUCUCCUGCUUCCAUAACGGGCUCCGUGUCGGACACUGUGAACGGAAUUUCCAUUCAGGAAAUGCCAGCCGCAGGACGUGGUCAUUCAGCCCGAAGCCGAGGCCGCCCCAAAGGUUCAGGAAGCACAGCCAAAGGAGCAGGGAAGGGCCGGAGCCGAAAGUCCACCGCAGGCAGUGCUGCUGCAAUGGCAGGAGCCAAAGCAGGGGCUGCCGCGGCCUCUGCAGCUGCCUAUGCUGCAUACGGGUACAACGUGUCUAAAGGAAUCUCCGCCAGCAGUCCUCUGCAGACGUCCCUUGUUCGGCCUGCUGGCCUUGCUGACUUUGGACCUUCAAGCGCCUCUUCUCCCUUGAGCUCCCCUUUGAGCAAAGGAAAUAGUGUUCCUGGGACUCCCAAGAGCCUCCACUUGACCAGCAGCCUAGCCCCAGACUCCCUGGUCCGGAAACAGGGCAAAGGCACCAACCCCUCUGGAGGACGGUAACCACCUGGCCCUCCAGCUUCCUUCAACCAAACCGGGGGCUAGAGUCCUGGCCUGCAGAUGGCCUUUGGAUGGCUUGCCCAGUGCAGCAUCUUUCAUCCCAAGCCAGAGGGCAGCGAUGACCAGCUGCAGCAAGGGAAAGACAGGCAGGUGGUUGGCGUGAGCACUUUGAUCACCUGUGUCCCAAGAGGAAUGCUCUGGGGUUGCCUGUAGGAAGAAGGCCCAAGGACGGGGAUCAGGCCCACAGCAUCUCAAAGGAAUUUAUAGGCAAGUCUUAAACCUCAUACUGGGGAAGGGCCUGACAGAGACCCUGUUUAGAUGCUCAGGCACACAGUCUCCAUCCCCAUUCCACUCUUCGGCUCUGGCCAUGUCCCUUGCAAAGGCUCUACAAGUGCUGUGAAGAGCCUUCCACAGUGGAGACUUCUCUUAGGGCUGUGAUUUCCUGUGGGGCUAGGAAGGGAGGAAAUCAUGUAUGCAACGUCCUCAGUCGUGGGCAACUCCCCAAGUCUCCAAACCCCAUUUGCCAGAGUGUCACGGUUGAGGAGAGCAGCGAACGCAAAAGAAGGUAGUGGUCUGUGAGGAUGACAGAAGGCUAGAGGAAGCAUGCCUGGAGGCAGUUGUUUUCCCAGCAUUUCCUCCCCUGUCCUGCACGGUUCGCACCAGAGAACCUUCAGGUCCCACCAGCAACAGUAGCAGCAGCUCCCACUCCGGGACUCCCAGAAGCCAGUAAACAGACCAGGAGCCACCUCAAUCAGCAGGACAUCCUCACUGCCCCUCUUGCAGGCUCCCCUUGCCCUUCCUGAAUGCACAGUCUCCCCACCCUUGCCCUUCAGCCCCCUGCUUGGCUGUAUGCACUGUCUGUAUUGCACUGAGAAAGGAAGGGAUGGCGGAGUGAGCUGGAGAGGAUGGAGAGAGGGCAGGCUCAGCACCCACCCUCCCAGCCCGACCCCACCAGCCUGAGCUUGCUUCCCUCCAGGAGAGGCAAAGGGGUGGUGUUGGCACUGGUGGUGUUUCUGCUUGCCCCCAGCCUGAUGUCCCUGGUGGAGCAGGUGCUUCUGGGCGGGCCAGCCUCUAAUUUGCACACCUGAAAAUCGCGGAAUUGAGUUUAGAUAGAUUGAUUUUUAAAACUUUUUUUUUGGAGUAGGAGUGGUAGGGGAAUCAUUUAAUUUAAAUCAUUAAGAUUCCCCUGCCCAAACCCAGACUCCUGUGUACAGAUGCUAUUUAGAGGGAAUCAGAAAAAUGCCAAGCCUUUUUUCUCUUUGAAUGUGCUGUCUAUUUUUAUAACUGAACUUGUACAUAUGUAUAAAGAGAGACACAUCUUCCUUUUACUAACUGGAGAAAAAAAAUCUUAAAUAAAAUGGAGUGAGAUAAUUUUAUGUAAA